Habropoda laboriosa is the source of this 4192-nucleotide messenger RNA. RefSeq names its product WD repeat-containing protein 19 (gene Oseg6). Gene Ontology annotation, cellular component: cilium; intraciliary transport particle A. Gene Ontology annotation, biological process: intraciliary retrograde transport; cilium assembly. Gene Ontology annotation, molecular function: protein binding. Lineage: Eukaryota; Metazoa; Arthropoda; Insecta; Hymenoptera; Apidae. The record is from RefSeq and is a predicted model, not a curated record. The transcript has 19 exons. The coding region runs from base 1 to 4113 and encodes 1370 amino acids.
AUGUCGACUGAAAAGGUUCUUUAUCAAUUGUAUCAACCUCAUGGUUCUGGUACUGUGUUUAUAUCAUGGCGCCCUGGUAAUAGCACACAUUUAGCAACUACUGGUUAUGAUUCCUCAGUUGCUAUUUUUGACAGACAAGGUGACUUACAAGAACGUAUUCAAAUUGCUGGUUUAUGCAGUGGUUUUGGAUGGGAUUCUGAUGGAGACCUAUUGGCCAUUAUAUCACAAAAUUCCUCUUCUAUCACAUUAUGGGAUGCAACAACUGGAAAAAAGUCACAAAUAGAUGCUGGUGUAAGAGAUGGGUUGACAUGUAUGAUAUGGGCAAAAAGAACUUGCUUAUUAGCAAUAGGAACCCAGAAAGGAAAUUUAGUACUUUAUGAUCAUAUAAAUGCCAAGCGAAUACCAAUUCUGGGAAAACAUAAAAAACGGAUAACUUGUGGUGCAUGGUCUUAUGAGGGUCUCCUUGCUUUAGCCAGUGAAGACAAAGUUUUAACAAUUAGUACAAGUGAUGGAGAUACUAGACGUGAGAUACCACUUCAAGGUGAUGCAUCUGAUAUUCAGUUUAAUGAGAUGAAAAUGGAUCACAGAGUUGGGGGUGAAAAUACAGUAUCUCUUAUUAUUAGUAAAACUACUUUAUUUCUGUAUAAUAUCUUGGAUCCAGAAAACCCUAUUGAGUUAGCUUUCCAAAAACGUUAUGGCCCUAUUGUUACUUAUAAAUGGUAUGGAGAUGGAUAUAUCUUAGUUGGUUUUGAAACUGGAUAUUUUACCGCAAUAUCUACACAUAUUAAAGAAGUUGGACAAGAAUUAUUUCAAAUUAAAAAUCAUAAAGAUUCUUUGACUGACUUAGCAAUAAGCCAAGUAAUAGGAAAAAUUGCUACAUGUGGAGAUAAUACUAUAAAAAUACAUAAUCUGCAAAAUUUAGAAGAAACUGAAAAAUUAAUUACAAUAAGCGGUGAAACUGGGAUUAAAACAGUAGAAUGGUCGAUGGAUGGUACAAUGAUAGCAGCUGUGACUUACAGUGGCAAUGUUUUAGUCUAUUUAAUACAAAUUCCAAAAUUAUUUAGCGUUUGCGGAAAUAGAAUUGCGCUACUUACUAGUUUAACAGAAGUAGCAGUCUAUCUUUAUACAUUAGAUAAGGAGAAGCCAGAACCAAUAAUAAUUAACACUAUAAUAGAACCGUCGGUAUUAGCAAUAGGUCCCAUGCAUGCAGCAGUCGGAUUAAAUAACAGAGCAUUGUUCUGGGACAUAUCUGAAUCUCGCUAUAAUACUACAGUACACUUCGAAAGGGAUUAUCUGGCGACAAUAGAUAGUAUACGAUUGAAUGAAACUUAUGUAUCUGUUUUAUUUGAUGGCAAAUUACAGUUGCACUCGAUUAAAACGGAUCAAACAUUAACAAAGAAAGAAAAAGAUACAAAAAUGUUUCCAGACUUAAGUGCUGCAGACUUUAAAAUAACGUGCCAUGCUCUUACUGCAGAUUUUUUGAUCUAUAGCAGUGAUAUGGGCCACAUAAUCUAUUUUUGCCUAGAAGUGUUUAAUCAGAGUACAGAACAUGUACACAAUAACGGUAUAAAGGACAUCUAUUUAGAUGCAAAUGGAACACAGUUGUGUUUCAUAGACAAUAAGUUUGACGCUUAUAUUUAUAAUCCUGUGCACGAAACUGUCGUGCAAAUUCUCGAUUGCCCGGACUGCAUUGAAGGUGUAAUUUGGGAUCAAAAUAUUUUGGAGCGAAAUAUAUUCGCUGUGUACAAUAAAACUAUCAUUACUACAUAUAUAUUUGUAAAAUAUUUUAUUGAAGGUACAAAAAUUGUAAAAAUUAAUACAACAAAAUUGCCAUCUGAAACAUUACCAUUGUUGAUCUAUUCUGGGGAGUUGACAUUAGGUACAAUAAGUAAAAAAUUAAUUCAAAUUACAUUAUCCUCUCACGAAGAUAUAGGAAAUAUCGUGGAAACUACAAAAUUAAAAGAAGUAUUACAAAAUCAAAUUCUUUGCAGAAGAUUUCAACAAGCAUGGAACACGUGCGAAAAAAUUAACGACAAAGAAUCGUGGUUAAAAUUAGGAGAGAGCGCGAUUGCAAAUUUAAAUAUUGACAUUGCAAUUCGAAUCUAUCGACACUUAGAAGAUGCUUCUAUGGUUUGGGCAUUGCAAAACAUGGAAAAUAUGGAUGACUUGUCACUGUUAUGUGGACAUGCAUGUAUUUUACUCGGUGAUUACAAUCAGGCAGAAACAUUUUUUUUACAAUCAUGUGAACCCGUACAAGCGUUGUAUUUAAGAAGAGAUUUAAUGCAGUGGGAACAAGCAUUGAAUUUGGCACAAAAAUUAAAGGCUGAUGAAAUUCCUUACAUUGCUAGAGAAUAUGCCCAACAAUUAGAAUUUACAGGUAAUUAUCCCAAAGCUUUGACAAACUACGAACGCGGAUUGAUGAAUUCAAAUAACGCAUCUAACUCAAAUAUACAAAAUCCGCAUCACCGAAAUCUUUGUCUUGCUGGUAUUGCGAGAAUGUCUAUCAGAUGUGGUGAUAGUAGAAGGGGCGUGAGCAUAGCUGUAGAUAAUGAAAGUUCAAGACAGUUACGAAAAGAGUGUGCAGAAAUAUUAGAAUCAAUGAAGCAAUUUAAUGAAGCUGCGUUACUAUACGAAAAAGCUGAAUAUUUUGAUAAAGCAGCGUCCGCUUAUAUAAAACUGAAAAAUUGGCAGAAAGUGGGCCAACUUUUACCACAAAUAUCAUCUGCUAAAAUCAACAUACAAUAUGCCAAAGCUAAAGAAAUCGAAGGCAAAUACGAGGAAGCAGCAAAAGCAUAUGAGACUGCAAAAGAUUUUGAAAACAUAAUUAGAAUUAAUCUAGAAUAUUUAAACAAUCCUGCACGAAGCGUCGAAGUGGUACAACAAACUAAAAGUAUAGAAGGAGCUAAAAUGGUUGCAAAAUACUUUCAGAAAAUGAAUGAUUAUAAUUCAGCAAUCAAAUUCUUAAUUUUAUCGAAUUGUCAUGAAGAAGCUUUCCAACUGGCUAAUCAGCAUGGAAAAAUGGAAUUGUAUGGGGAAAUCUUAAUAAAUACAAUUGAUGACAGCAAUGCACGAAAAGAAGACUUCCAAAGUCUUGCAAUGCAUUUCGAAAAUCAGAAAAAUAAUUUUUUGGCAGGAAAAUAUUACUUCCAUGCUAAAGAGUAUCAAAAAGCAUUACGACAUUUAUUAAAAGCUGCACAAUUAGUAUCAGACGAAAAUGAAGUCCUUUCAUUGGCCAUUGAUACAGUUGCUUCUUCAAAAGAGGACAAGUUAGCAAAUCAACUGAUAGAUUUCUUAUUGGGUGGGGAUGGAUUACCAAAGGAUCCGAAAUAUCUAUUCCGCUUGUACAUGGCCAGAAAGCAGUACAAAGAAGCCGCAAAAACGGCAAUCAUAAUUGCAAAUGAAGAACAAAUAAAUGGAAAUUAUAGAAAUGCUCAUGAUGUUCUGUUUGCCAUGUACCAAGAAUUAAAAAGGAAUAAGAUCAAUAUACCUUUAGAGAUGCAAAAUAACUUAAGACUUUUACAUUCGUAUAUUCUUGUUAGGCUUCAUGUAAAGAAGAAUGAUCAUUUACGCGGUGCUCGUAUGUUAAUAAGAGUAGCCAGUGAUAUCUCGAAAUUUCCAUCACAUAUCGUUCCAAUUUUGACUUCUACUGUAAUAGAAUGUCAAAGAUCUGGAUUGAAAUAUGCCGCAUUUAAUUUUGCUGCUAUGUUAAUGCGACCAGAAUAUAGAAGUCACAUUGAUGCCAAGUAUAGUAAAAAAAUUGAAGCAAUUGUAAGAAAGCCGCCGAAAUCGAAAGAUAGUGAAAUUGAAGAUGAACCUUUAACUCCUUGUCCAUAUUGCAAGAGUAAACUCCCAGAAACAGAAAUUACUUGUGAUAAAUGCAAAAAUACAAUACCUUUCUGUAUAGCUACAGGUCGUCAUAUCCUUGAAGACGAUUUUACAGCAUGCCCACAAUGUGAUUUUCCUGCUAUAAGAAGUGAAUUUUUAAGGAUCAUUGAAUCCGAAGAAACAUGUCCAAUGUGUUCGGAAAAAGUAGAUGUUAACAUGGUUUCAUCGAUCCUUAACAUCCGUCCGUAUCUUGAUUUUCAAGAAGGAAAAACUUCGGCGAAAACUUAAGCACUUUCAGUUAUAACUUAGCAGAUGUUUAAGAGAUAGAAGUGUUGAAUUAUCUUUAUGAAACGGUGCCGUCCAAUAU